Messenger RNA from Neodiprion fabricii, 1151 nucleotides. RefSeq names its product putative glutathione-specific gamma-glutamylcyclotransferase 2. Gene Ontology annotation, molecular function: glutathione specific gamma-glutamylcyclotransferase activity; gamma-glutamylcyclotransferase activity. Gene Ontology annotation, cellular component: cytoplasm. Lineage: Eukaryota; Metazoa; Arthropoda; Insecta; Hymenoptera; Diprionidae. The record is from RefSeq and is a predicted model, not a curated record. Bases 252 to 938 code for a protein of 228 amino acids. The transcript is spliced from 2 exons. Gene Ontology annotation, biological process: glutathione catabolic process.
UUGCAGAAAGAGUUGAAGUUUGGUACAUAACGUCACGCCUGGAAAGUGGGAAGCUGUCGGAAGCGUCGUCUGCAUCCUAACCUCGUCACGUCAAGAUGUCACUGUGUUUUAUUCGACAUAAAGUAUCGCAUCAGCCCCCGAUAUACCCGACAAUAUUACGAUAGAACAGAGAAAUUCGCAUGACAGGGUGAAAUUUUGGUCGGCAAAUUUUUGUCAAUAGUUUAUACAAAAAUACCCUUGGUCAAUCGAACAUGUGGGUGUUUGGUUAUGGUUCGUUAAUUUGGAAGGCGGAUUUUCCCUACGAGAGAAAAUUGGUCGGACACAUCAAAGGCUAUGUAAGAAGAUUUUAUCAGAAAAGCACGGACCACCGAGGCACAUCGAUCAGGCCAGGACGAGUUGUUACCCUUCUGUCAUCAACGAAUCCGCAGGACGAGGUUUGGGGUCUUGCGUACAAAAUCGCCAACGAAAACAUCGACCAUGUCGUAAAUCACCUGGAUUUCAGGGAGAAAGGAGGAUAUGAGAGAAAAACUGUUCUCUUCUACCCUGCUAGCCCUCCCCGAACCAUUGAUCCGUCCUCCUUGAAUACCAGCUUCUCCUCCAGCAGUAGUUUGACCAAAAAUCCAAAAAUCCCAGUGUCGCCUACUCCCUCGGAGGAGACGCCGUUUCAACUCACUAUUUACAUCGGAGGCGAGGACAACCCGAAUUUCGCUGGAGCUGAGGACAUGGACACAAUAGCUGAACAUAUUUUGGUCGCUCAUGGUCCAAGUGGAGCUAAUGUAGAAUAUUUGUACAAAUUAGCCAAUGCAAUGAGAACCGUCGCUCCGGGAGUCAAUGACCAACAUUUGUUUAGUCUUGAAGCUCGAGUUAGAAAGUUAGAGGAAGAGAAAGAAGCUGAAGUGUUAUCGACAUAUCAAGAGUCCUGCAACUGUAGAGAUUGAAAUGAGAAAAUUUGUUCGGGUAAAGCAUAUCUUUGGACAAUUUGACAAAAUGUAGCAACAAUUUCAAUACUAUUACAUGUAAACUUCAUAUUGAAGCUCGUGUGUAUCAUUGAGAUUUCUAGUUUCAUACUUGUUGUAUCUUUGAAAUGAUCUGUAAUUUCUUCUACUGUUUCUGUUUGCAUAUACCCUUACAGAUAAAUCGAUAAAAAUUUA